Messenger RNA from Dicrocoelium dendriticum, 389 nucleotides. NCBI's taxonomy places the organism in Eukaryota, Metazoa, Platyhelminthes, Trematoda, Plagiorchiida, Dicrocoeliidae. The record is from the annotation of a GenBank genome assembly.
GUUUGUCGGAUGCAUAUAUAUUGGGACUAAUCCACCGAAUGCACAACAGACAAAAGCUUCCUAAAUAUGUACCGAGGCUAUUCGCUUAUAUUGUUGAUGACGUUAUGUUCAAUGGUGAGCAGUUGCAACAACUCUCAGCAAACACCUCGGGAAGCUUGUGAAAGAGAAUGCGACAGAGCGGCUUCUCGAACUGGGGGGCGGUAUAAUGUCGUUGAUAAGAAUUUAAAGCAUAAUUGUGUAUCCAAAUGCCCGGUGGACACACCAAUUUUGGUUUCAGAGUGACGUGGUUGGCAUCUAGCAACUUGCUUAUCUAUGAUUCACGUCAACUGACAAAUUACCUUACAAUUCAGUAACAUUUUGUUUCACAAUACAUAAAAUUAAUGGCUCUA